Messenger RNA from Chrysochloris asiatica (Cape golden mole), 2280 nucleotides. RefSeq names its product zinc finger, MYND-type containing 15 (gene ZMYND15). The transcript has 14 exons. The record is from RefSeq and is a predicted model, not a curated record. Gene Ontology annotation, molecular function: histone deacetylase binding. NCBI's taxonomy places the organism in Eukaryota, Metazoa, Chordata, Mammalia, Afrosoricida, Chrysochloridae. Gene Ontology annotation, biological process: negative regulation of DNA-templated transcription; spermatid development. The coding region runs from base 67 to 2280 and encodes 737 amino acids.
GGUAUUUACCUUUGAAAAGUAGUGGCGGCUGCAGUCGUUGUCCAGGCCCCGUGCCUCCCCGAAGACAUGGAGUUUGUGUCUGGAUACCGAGAUGAGUUCCUUGAUUUCGCUGCUCUCCUCUUUGGCUGGUUCCGCAAGUUUGUGGCAGAACGUGGAGCUGUAGGUGCCAGCCUUGAGGGCCGCUGGCGGCAGCUGGAAGCUCAGAUCAGAAGGCUGCCCCCAGACCCUGCCCUUUGGGUGCUCCACGUCUUGCCGAACCAUAAUGUGGGCAUCAGCCUGGGGCAGGGGGCAGAGUCAGGCCCUGGGUCAGGCCUGGGGGCUGCCCGACUCCUAGGAGAGGAGCUCCCGCUCCAUCUUCGAGACCUGAGCCCCUAUGUCAGCUUUGUUAACCUGGAGGAUGGGGAGGAAGGGGAAGAGGAGGAGGAAGAUGAGAAAAACGAGGGUGAGGGUGCAGGCCCAGAGAAGGUGGAACCCGAAGAGGAUGGGGAGCCAGUCAAGACCAGCAGGGACUCCCCCAAAGAAGCAAAUCCUCCAGGAGAACCAGAGAAGGCUGAGCAGGAGGUAGGAGGCGGUGAGGAUGGCUACAGAGAGGACAGGGCUGAGAAGGAGACAGGGCCUGAGAAGAAGAAGGGAUGGAGAAAUGAGGCUGCCCCCCUGCACCUUUCCUGCCUCUUAUUGGUGACCGAUGAACAUGGCACCAUCUUGGGCAUUGAUCUACUAAUGAAUGGAGCCCAGGGGAGUACAGGCCGGGGUUCAAGAAUGGAAAACCUGGUUCCUCGGGCCUAUGCACUCCUCUGCCACAGCAUGGCCUGCCCUAUGGGAUCCGGGGAUCCCCGAAAGCCCCGACAGCUUACUGUGGGAGACACCCAGCUACACCGAGAGCUGGAGAGCCUGGUCCCAAGGCUGGGAGUAAAGUUAGCCAAAGCCCCAAUGCGGACAUGGGGUCCACGGCCAGGCUUCACCUUUGCCUCCCUUCGGGCUCGAACCUGCCAUGUUUGUCACAAACACAGCUUUGAAGUAAAACUGACACCUUGCCCCCAGUGUAGCGCCGUCUUGUACUGUGGAGAGGCUUGUCUCCUGGCCGACUGGCGGCGAUGCCCAGAUGAUGUGAGCCACCAAUUCUGGUGCCCAAGACUUGCAACCUUUAUGGAGCGGUCAGGAGAGCUGGCAACUUUGCCUUUCACCUAUACCGCAGAGGUGACCAGUGAAACUUUUAACAAGGAGGCCUUCCUGGCCUCUCGUGGCCUCACUCGUGGCUACUGGACCCAGCUCAGCAUGCUGAUUCAGGGCCCUGGCAUGCCCAGAUGCCCCAGGGGCAACACACCCUCCCUCAGCCUUCUUCUCAGUGGAGAUCCCUAUCAGCUUCUCCAGGGGGAUGGGCCUUCCUUGAUGCCUCCUGUACUUCCAGAUCCACCCAGGAGUCUCUUUGGUACAUGGCAGGAUUACUACAAGUGGCGGGGCCUCAGCUUGGAUUCCCCGAUGGCUGUGCUUCUCACCUAUCCACUGACUAUAUACUACGUCAUCACCCACCUGGUGCCCCAAUCCUUCCCUGAGCUCAACAUCCAGAACAAACAGUCUCUGAAGAUCCAUGUGGUAGAGGCUGGGAAGGAGUUUGAUCUUGUCAUGGUGUUUUGGGAGCUUUUGAUCCUGCUUCCCCAUGUGGCGCUGGAACUACAAUUUGUGGGUGAUGACCUACCCCCUGAGAGUGACCAGCAGCAUUUUACCCUGCAGAGGGAUGGUCCUGAGGUGUCUGUCCGUCCUGGUUCCGGAGUAUCAGCACGGCUCAGCUCUGGGUGUAAGGAGAAAGGGGGCCGCAGGGACCUGCAGAUCAAGGUAUCGGCUCGGCCUUACCACCUGCUUCAGGGACCCAAGCCUGACCUGGUGAUAGGAUUUAACUCCGGCUUUGGUCUCAAGGACACUUGGCUCAGCUCAUUGCCCCGGUUACAGUCCCUCCGCGUGCCUGCCUUCUUCACCGAGAGUAGCGAGUACGGGUGUGUGAUGGACGACCAGACCAUGGCAGUGGCCACAGGAGGGGGCACUAGCUCCCCACAGACCAACCCUUUCCGCUCCCCUUUUCGUCUCAGAGCCGCCGACAACCGCCUGCCCUGGUAUUGCAACGCCUUCAUCUUCCAUCUGGUGUACAAGCCUGCACAAGGGAGUGGGACCCGCCCAGCGCCUGGCCCUACAACCCCCGCUCCAACUCCAGCUGCUCCUCCUGCCCCCGCCCGAAGGCGCAGAGCAGAGAAGAAGUCUGGGCGGGGGCCCCGCCGGCGGAGAUGA